CAUGCCAAAGCGAAAUGCCAGGAGGAGGACAGACAGAUGCAGGGGUGCUUCGUCUCCUCCACAAAGAGUUUAGGCAGUGAUGUCCUGAGGUUUCAGGUCGUUUUUGAGUGUUUUAUCCGCUCAAACUCAGUGUGGUCAGUAUGAGCUCGUUUGCUGGCCGUAUGAAGGAGUAUCCCAACAUCUCCCUGGACCGAUUUGACAGGGAGAAUUUGCACGCCAGAGCUUAUUUCCUCUCUCACUGCCAUAAAGAUCAUAUGAAAGGAUUGAAAGGACCUUUACUGAAGAGAAAACUGAAGUUCAGUUUAACAGUCAAGCUGUACUGCUCAUUUGUCACAAAGGAGCUUCUUCUUAGUAACCCAAAAUAUGCAUUCUGGGAAGAUCAUAUUGUCCCACUGGAACUGGAUAGUCCAACUCACAUAUCUCUGAUAGAUGAAAUCACCGGAGAGUCAGAGGAUGUUGUUGUUACUCUGCUCCCAGCGGGACAUUGUCCGGGAUCAGUCAUGUUUCUGUUUGAGGGUGCUCGGGGCACAGUGCUUUACACAGGGGACUUCAGACUGGCUGUUGGAGACGCAGCUAGAAUGGAGUACUUGCACUCUGGAGACAGGGUGAAAGACAUUCAGAGUGUGUAUAUCGACAGCACAUUCUUUGAUCCUAAGUAUCAUCAGAUUCCCAGCAGGGAGGCUUGUUUGGCAGGGAUAAGGAAGCUGGUCCAGGACUGGAUCUGUCAGAGUCCAUACCAUGUUGUUUGGUUAAACUGUAAAGCAGCGUAUGGUUACGAGUACCUUUUCACCAAUCUGGGACAAGAGUUCAGCUCACAGAUACACGUAAACAGCUUGGGUAUGUUCAAAAAAAUGCCUGAAAUUCUGUGUCACAUGACCACCGACCGUGCAACGCAGAUCCACGCUUGUAGGCACCCCAAGGACGAGGAGUUCUUCAGGGCAAACAGGUUACCCUGCGGCUCCACGUCUCCGAAUGGCGUUCCUCUAAACAUCAUUAGCAUCAAACCAUCAACCAUAUGGUUUGGAGAAAGGACCAGAAAGACAUCUGUCGUUGUCAAGAUGGGAAGUAGUUCCUACAGAGCAUGCUUUUCUUUUCAUUCCUCUUAUUUGGAGGUUAAGGACUUCCUCUCCUACAUCUCUCCUGUUAACAUCUAUCCUAAUGUAAUUCCGCUGGGAAAGACACUGGAGGACGUCACAGAGCUCUUGAAGCCGUUUUGUAGAAAACACUCUGGAAGGGAGGAGAUUGUCUACAAACCGCUAGGAGCCCUUAAAAGAACCAGAAAGAGGUGCACGUCAGAAGGCUCAGACGGUGAUGACGACCUGUUUGACGAGGUUUCCACAGCUCCAAGGCGGCGUAAAAUGACGGUGACUGAGCUGACCAAGAUUGCCGUUAGUGAACAGGAUGAUAGUCCCAAAAAAGAUUUGCAUGGGACGGACCAAACGUUUUCCCUCAUAGAGCCCUGUUCUGUGACACACUCGUCCAAUUACAUGGACUGCACUGAAUCAAAUGAUGACGACGAUGAUGAUGAUGAUGAUGCUGAGCAACCUCCUAUACCUCAUCCAUCUGGUGUCGCUCCGCCUAGCACGGAAAUCUGUGCAAAACUGCCUCAGUCGGACUCGUCCCAAUCCAAAGCUGCUCCGCCUUGUUGGCAAAAGUUCUUUAAGGUGGAACCAGUGUUGACGGAUGAGAGCGAGUUGGAUAACAGCCAAAACAGCCACAAUACUCAAACGCUCUCCACCGAAAACACAACACCUGAGCUGUUUCAGAAUGAAGAUGAGGACGACAGCAGCUCCGUUCAUUUCACUUCCUCUCAGUCCACUCAUAUAUCGGACGAAGGGACAGAGAGCCUCAGUCAGGUGGACACUGUUCUUGUCCAAGUGGAUGAAAGUAAGGCUGUUACUAGUGAGCAGAGUAACAGAGGGACCAAUGGCGAUGUCGUAUCAGAUGUGAUUGACAGCCGUAACGUUGAACCCAAGAAGGAAGAAGCCGCAGAGCCCAAAUCAGAUUCGCAGGUAUCGUCGGAUUUUGAGCUUCCACCAACACCAGGGUCCAAAGUCCCACAGCCAGAAGACCUGAAGGAGCUGUACAGGAAGUUGGCAGCGGGGGAGGAAGUGGUGAUAAGACAGAUUUUUUGAUUUCAUGUUUGUUCACUUGAGUAUUAAUUUUUGGUUUGUUGUGCAACAGCCUUACCUCAUGAAGUUUGUAUUUUUAAUCUUUAUAAAUGCUGAAUAUUUUGAAUAAAUUAAAAGUUCUCAAGCAAAUACAUAAUGUUUUUGAU
Messenger RNA from Labeo rohita (rohu), 2278 nucleotides. RefSeq names its product DNA cross-link repair 1C, PSO2 homolog (S. cerevisiae) (gene dclre1c). Gene Ontology annotation, molecular function: damaged DNA binding; 5'-3' DNA exonuclease activity. Lineage: Eukaryota; Metazoa; Chordata; Actinopteri; Cypriniformes; Cyprinidae. The record is from RefSeq and is a predicted model, not a curated record. Gene Ontology annotation, biological process: double-strand break repair via nonhomologous end joining; protection from non-homologous end joining at telomere; interstrand cross-link repair. The transcript is spliced from 14 exons. The coding region runs from base 141 to 2135 and encodes 664 amino acids.